This is a messenger RNA of Gaeumannomyces tritici R3-111a-1, 546 nucleotides long. RefSeq lists its product as hypothetical. NCBI's taxonomy places the organism in Eukaryota, Fungi, Ascomycota, Sordariomycetes, Magnaporthales, Magnaporthaceae. The record is from RefSeq and is a predicted model, not a curated record. The transcript is spliced from 3 exons. The coding region runs from base 1 to 546 and encodes 181 amino acids.
AUGUACACCCAGCCGGUAAGGCCAGCGGAGCCUGCUCGUGCUGGUGCAUACCCUAUUUUUUGGCCCGGUCGGGUGCGGUUGGUAUACCGGGGGACUUGGCGUCGCUCAGAGGAGCGCCGAUACGUCAAGGCCCAAAGAGUGAUGGACAAUAGGAGAGACAAGGCCGUGGAGAGCGGCAGCCAUGACCAGAAACACCCGGACCACCGCCGGCGGGAUUCCAAGACCCAUUGUCAGUUCGGAAAAAGCGCAACUCUGAGACCUGGAAUGGUGGGUAACUAUUUGGAAUGGGGAUUGGCAUCUCGCGGGCCAUCUCGGGCGAUCAGCCGGCCUGGGGCAGCAUGUAAUAAGACAGGCAGUCUCGUGGUGGGGGCGACAAGGGGGGCUCGCGGUUGGCAGAGCCCCAGUAGACCCAGAUGUGCAGGCGGGAAAGCCAAGGAGCGGGCUCUCCGAACUCCGCUCAAGCCUCGUUGGUGUUGGCGGCUGCUGGAGCCGGAGGCUGUGAGGCGCAAGCUACCCUCGGUGCCUGGGUAUUACCUUGGUACCUAG